AAGCCGAGUCAUCUUUAGAAACGGGGUGCUGAUCUGGGCCAUAAGGCUGAGGGCGGGAUUCACGCGUUGGCGAGGCUAGCCGAGAGCGGCUAGGGGGCCGCCCGAAGUGGUUGAGCCUGAGAAAAUGAACCGGGAGGGGUCCCUUCGCUCGGCGUUCGCGGAAUCGCGGCACAGCAGCGAGCUUUUGGAGUCGGCCAUGUCGCGGCCGGUGCUGCGGCUGAUGAGCCCUCCCGCCCUCAACUUGAGGCGCCUCUGCGCUUGCAAAACCUGCCCUCAGCGCUCAGCCCCCAGUUAUUACGGUCAUCUGCCCUCAAGACUUUUCCACCAAUUUGCGGCCACGCCUUUGUUUGCUGCCAAUGUCUUUGCCUUUCGUCAGCGCCUACAUGUUGGCAUUGAAGCUGGAAGUCAUCUGCACUCGGGGCUGUUAAUUCACUGUACGCCCCAACGUCAUCCACCAUGGCUGCUGGCUCCGACUUCAUACUGAUGCCUGGCUCUUUCGUGCAAUGCAAUGCGACUCAUUCGAGCAGGCUAACCAUCCUCU
Messenger RNA from Aplosporella prunicola CBS 121167, 541 nucleotides. RefSeq lists its product as uncharacterized. The record is from RefSeq and is a predicted model, not a curated record. The coding region runs from base 125 to 484 and encodes 119 amino acids. NCBI's taxonomy places the organism in Eukaryota, Fungi, Ascomycota, Dothideomycetes, Botryosphaeriales, Aplosporellaceae. The transcript has a single exon.